This is a messenger RNA of Austrofundulus limnaeus, 2019 nucleotides long. It is a transcript of the gene ptgesl, whose product is annotated as prostaglandin E synthase 2-like. Bases 16 to 1191 code for a protein of 391 amino acids. Gene Ontology annotation, molecular function: prostaglandin-E synthase activity. The transcript is spliced from 6 exons. Gene Ontology annotation, cellular component: mitochondrion. Lineage: Eukaryota; Metazoa; Chordata; Actinopteri; Cyprinodontiformes; Rivulidae. The record is from RefSeq and is a predicted model, not a curated record.
UUACGUAAAAACAACAUGGCCGCCGCCAGUGUCCGAGCGCUCUGUAAGGUCGGCCGGUCUUUUCUGCAGACUCCAGCCGUCACACGGUCCGGUACCGUCUCCUAUCUGCUGGGCAAUGUCAGCGGACACGGGUCUAGGAGGGCUUACGCCACCGGCGGCCCGGGGUUCCGGUCCAAACUGCUCUCUGCUCUGCGGGCAGGAGACGGCAGGGCGCUGGGCAGCGCCUUUCUGCUCGGCGGAGGUCUGGUAUUAUACCAAACCAUGAAUCUGUCCGCGCAGGAGCAACACCUGGCUGAGGAGGAUAGAAACGUGAGCCAGGACCCGGUGGACCAGGUCUCAGGACCAGGUUUAAAGCUGACCAUGUACCAGUACAAAACCUGCCCGUUCUGCAGCAAGGUGCGGGCCUUCUUGGAUUACUACGGUCUGCCGUACGAGAUCGUGGAGGUGAACCCGGUGAUGAGGCAGGAAAUCAAGUGGUCGUCUUACAGAAAGGUUCCCAUCCUGAUGGUCGGAGGAGAACUGCAACUCAACGACUCGUCCGUCAUCAUCAGCGCCAUCAGGACUUUUAUGAUCAACAAGGAGAAAAGCAUGACUGACAUCAUCCGCUGCUACCCGGAGCUGAAAUACGUGAACGAAAAGGGUAAAGAAGUGACGGAGUACAGCAACAAGUACUGGCUGAUGCUGAGCGAGGAUGAAACUGGCGUGAUUUACCCCGAGAAGGGAACGCAGAAAGAGGAGAUGAAGUGGCGUCAGUGGGCCGACGAUUGGCUUGUGCACCUAAUAUCUCCAAAUGUGUACCGGACCACCGGCGAGGCCCUGGCCUCCUUCGACUACAUCGUGCGUGAGGGCAAGUUUGGUAGCGUCGAGGGCUUCUUCGCCAAAUACGUAGGAGCUGCAGCCAUGUAUGUAAUAUCAAAGAGACUGAAGAGCCGACACAACCUGCAGGACGACGUCAGGCAGGAUCUCUACAAGGCCGUCAACGAUUGGGUGGCAGCCAUCGGCAAGAACAGGAAGUUCAUGGGCGGCAAUCAGCCCAACCUGGCGGACCUGGCGGUGUUUGGAGUCCUCAGGGUGAUGGAAGGCCUGCAGGCGUUCGACGACAUGAUGAGGAACACCAAAGUUAAACACUGGUACACGCGCAUGCAGACGGCCACGCUCAACCACGAGGGGCGACCGCAGAGCAAACUCUGAGCUCCAGACGGACCGUGACCCGCACGGGGAAACCAGAUCCGCUUCGUUUGUAAGGAUAAAAACAGCUCACGGCCAGUCGGGUCGACUUCCUGCGAGACGAACGAGUUAAACCAUCGGAGAAGUGACAGAACUGAGCUGUGGGAAAACUUUUAGGUUGCUUCAGCGACAUCUACUGGUGAACAAGAAGAACUGCAUCCAGAAAUCACAAGUUUUCUGCUAAUUUAAGUCUAAUUAAAUAGUAUUGCUUUUACUUCUUCAAUAAGAAUUAAAGAAGUAAUUUAAACUUUUUUUUCUGUGUCCAAAAUGUUGUUUAAAUUAGACACUUUCAGCAUCUUGUAAGAGAGGAAACUUGAUGUAUUUUAGUAAUUUUGGCUAAUUUAAACUUGUUUAUAGAAAAAUAUGUAAUGUACAUAUUUUAUUUUCAUUUGUCUUAAAAACAUGGUUAUUCUUUCCCUCCUCAAUACAAAUGUUGGUUAAAACAGCUUAAAAAUAGUUAAUUUUUGGCCACUAUAACAGCUAUAUGAUGUAAGGACAGUAAAACUGAAAACCAAAAGCUAAAAUUGUCUUCGAGGUUCAUUUUAAGGGCGUUAAAUCAGCAGAAGAUAAACGUCUCAUGUAGAUUUCUCUAGUUUUCGUGCUGAAACCUUAAGAUUUGUAUUUAUUGUUUGUUUCUUGUAACUGAUUCAGGAUCAGUUGAGCGAUAAGGCUGGGAUUCUCUGAGGACUGUCAGAAUGCACUUCUUCAAUGUGUAAUCUGUUUACUGCACAUUAAUGGAAUUAACUGUAUCGAAACAACUUAUGUAAAGUAAAAUAACAUUUAAAAAACAAA